This is a messenger RNA of Porites lobata, 11047 nucleotides long. Lineage: Eukaryota; Metazoa; Cnidaria; Anthozoa; Scleractinia; Poritidae. The record is from the annotation of a GenBank genome assembly.
AUUCGGAGUUGCUAAGCUUUCAUACCAAAUUUAUAUUUUUCCCGGUGAAGAAGGAAUGACACCGCAAACAUGGAACAAUAAUAGCGGUAACCCAGGCAUACUCUUCCUUGGGGAUUCAUUUCUUCCUUUUUGUCUCUCUGCAGAGGGUUUCUUCGCCGGUGAAGCAAGUACUAUUUAACAUAACUUUGGCUACUUGACAACGAUCUUGCAAAGCGGAUUGAACACUAUUAAUUGGAGUGUGUAUCGAGCGAUGAGCUCUCGACAAGGAAUAUAUCCCAUUUGUAGAUUGACCAGAGCAGCUAUCAUUAUAUCACUCGCUCCAAGAUAAUAUGUUUUGUACGUGUAGAAGUGAAGCGGCGACGAAACUGGAAAUUAGCGAGUUGAUACAACAUCCUCUUGCCUUCUUCAGAGAAACGGAAUGAAAUCGGCACACUCGCGCAGUCUUCAAACGGAUAGCAAAGUAAGCACUCGAUAAAUUUGUUUUCGGUGCUCGUUUCGUUGUUGUAACAACGAAACAUGGUGGUGAAGUUUGAACGGUCAGUUCUGUGGCAACGGCUCCGCCGGCGAACGAACAAUCCUUAUGUUUUCUUCUUGACAUCCGUGUUGUUGUGCAGUCUCGUGCUGCAUGUUCUUGUUCUGGACAUUGACGACACAUCGCAUUCGUCAAGCAGCGACGAAAGUUUAUUCACACAUCGAACUUUGCUGGCUGAGGAUUCUAGCAAAAAGGGUGAAUACCCGAAUAAUCAUUUUACUUUAAAGCAGAUGCGCCAAGGUGCUGUAAUUUUGUACAUCAUAGGGAUGUGUUAUAUGUUUUUAGCACUGUCGAUUGCGUGCGACGAAUUCUUCAUUCCUGCGCUUGUCAUAAUCACAGAGAAACUAAACAUUUCAGAAGAUGUGGCUGGUGCUACUUUUAUGGCUGCUGGUGGAAGUAUGCCCGAGCUUUGCACUUCGUUUAUUGGGGUAUUUGCGGCUCCCGAUUCGAACGUCGGAUUUGGAACGAUAGUGGGUUCUGCCGUGUUCAAUGUUUUGUUUGUCAUUGGCAUGUGCGCCGUGUUCUCGAAGGAGGUCUUGCAUCUAACUUGGUGGCCUUUAUUUCGCGACUGUAUGUUCUACAGCGCGGCUCUGAUAAUUCUUAUUGGAUUCUUUGAAGAUAGUGCUAUUGAGUGGUGGGAAUCGCUCGUAUUAAUCCUCACAUAUAUUAUAUACGUUACGUUUAUGAAGUAUAACCACAACGUUGAAAGAUGGGUUAAACGUAUGCUUAAAUCUAACAAAGUGAGCGCAAUACACUCGAAAGGAAGACAUAAAGGCAGCGAAGAUGCUCAUCUUGAGGUAAGUAAUUUUAUAUUUCAUGUGUUAUGUGUUGCUAGUCUUGACUCGCACGAGGAAAUAAAAAAUUGUCCGUUGUUUAAUUCCCCUUUAUUAGUGUCAAUUGAUGGUCAUAUUUAACCUCCCUCAACGCAAAUCCCUAAACAGGAAACUGGUAUUAUAGUUCCCAAAGUUGUUCAAAUCUAGGUUUAUAAGACAUCGUAACAUCGCGUAAUGUCGUAUGCUGAACUAUUCAACAUCAGUUAUCAGGUACUCAAACAAGUUAGAUUUUUUUGGAGAUAUAGUUCAGAAUAUUAAUUAAAUGUUUGUGACUUUAGAUGGACGAACUUCUAUUUUAAGUACUAGUUAUAGUUCCACAAAUUGUAGUGGUUCUCUAUUUUCAAGCUGUGAGUGACCAAUUUUAGACUGUUUUGUUUUGGUUAAAGCAGUUAACUCGAAAUAUAAUUUUCUUUUAUGUAAAUGAAAGAGAAAUCUACUAUUCGGCCUCUUUGACGGGCAAUUUUGAAUAACAAAAGAUGAAUACAAAUUGUUCAAAAAUACGUACACGCUAAAAGAAGUUUGUAAGAACAAAUUGUACAUAUCGUUUUCACUCGGAAAAAAACAAUUAUGUUACUAACACCGAUGGAAAUGUGUUAAUUCACCUUGAUUUUAUAAUUUUGCCCAGUUUUUAUAGCGACAUAAUUUUACGGGGUUUGUUUAUGUUUAAAACGUCUUCACGACGUCCACAUAUAUUUGCUCUUUCUCAAAUUCUUCUUGAAGGCGAUGGAAAGGUGUUGGCCACUCGUUAAUACAUUGAGCCAGAUAUUGAACUUUUCCGUGUAAAUAGUGACUUUGUAUUGUUGGGCGAGAUGUAAAUAGUAAACAGGUAGAACUUACUAAUUAGACAAGAGGACGCAUGUUGUAAUCCAAUGUCUUUAGAAGUGUGUGCUUGAAGUAUGGGGAACGAGCUAGAUUAAGUUGAAGUACAAAGUUGUAAUCGCUUUAAAUCUCACUUAGGUUAAUUUGUCUUAACCCUCCUAUCAGAUUUCACUGUAUGCGUGAGUAAAAGUAAUUCAGUAAUCUGCGGGAACACUAGUGCGAAUUUUGUGUAAUCCUCCUCGAAUUAAUCAGGUCAGAAUUCCAAACAGAAUGGCAUAUAAAGGUUACUAAUUAAAUUUUCUUUUGCAUAGAACAAACGGCUCUAAAAGACGGUGAAAAAAUAAGUGGGGCUUAAAAAUUAUAUAUUCCAUAUGUGCCCCCAGUUUGUUUCAUUUGCUAUAUAAGCUUAUUAUGUGUCAGCUCAGAAAGAUUAUGAUAUAAAUGAUAACGUGGACAAGAUUUGUUUCAUGCUUAUUGAAAUGUUUUAUGUAACAUCCAAGAAGCAAGUUUGACUAAGCUUUCUCUGGGAAUAUUAAGUGGUCCUUUAUCCUGCAGAAGAGUUUUUUGCAGAAAAAUCGUUGACAAAAUAAUAAACCGUGGAUGUUUUUGUCACUGUGAAAAAGAAAUUGUUGAGAGGUUAUCCAGGAAUUUAUGCUUUGAGAUGUUUUCUGUCUGCCACGAGUGAGUUUCCAAGUUUACGUACGUGCUUUGCAUGUUGAAUCAACCUUUAGUGAAAGCAAAUUUAUUGAACUACAGGUACAAGGGUCGUGAAUAAGAAUUGUCUUGUUUUUGGGUUGGUGAAACUAAUGUCUCAAAUGGUCUUUUUCGUCUAGGGCAUAUGAAAAGAUUGCUUAAAGGUGGUUGAUCGCAAUCCUCACUGUUUAAUGUGUCUCCUUGUCACAGAAUGUCUGUAAUCAUCUAUAGGGUUAAAAAUAUGUGGUCUUAAAGUUACCCUCCAAUGUGAUCUUAAGACAGGCCAGGGGAACUAAAAGUUGAGGUUUGAUCACCCUCAAAUAUUAUAGGAAGAAGUGAUUUAUUGCACCAUAUGCAGUAUAAGAAUUAACUUUAAUUUGUUUUAUACUAGACUACCUUUUUCCCUUCAUUCUAAAUUAAGAGAAUCUUUAGUUCAAACGUUAAAAAUGCCAAGGGGCUUGUAAGUAGCAUAAGAUUAAUCCAUACCAAAUACUCCAUUUCUAUAUAAAUUUUGCUAAGUGACCCUAGACUCGGGCUACCUAGUUUUGCUCCAUUUUCUAAGUCAUAUUGCCUCAACAGCAGCAUGCAGAUAUUUUGGUCUGGCCACAACCGGCUUAACCAGGGAAGAGCAGAUGCUUUUUUCAGCUCUUGUUUCACCCUCUGAGAAAAUAGAAAAAAAUAUAUUUUCUGGGUGGGUGAAACAAGAGCUGAAAAAAGGGUCUGCUCCCUGCAGGCUACAACUGGCCUGACUGGCCACCAAACACUGGAGUUAAUUUUUAGCCCAGCAAUUUAUUAUCGUCUGGUUAUUCUUGACUGUGGAAUUUCAUGUUAAUAGGACAAUCCUGUUUGGAUUUUUAAUGGAUUAUGAAUGUUGUAAUUCUUCCCUUUUGCCAGUAUUAUCUGAAGUCUAAUUUAGAAAUAUUCUUAUAUGUGCCAGGGAUAUUUCCUGGUGUUAACUUCUCUGCUCCUAAUAUUUAUUCUUCCUGAAGACAUUAAUAGCACAUUCAAGAGUUGCUAAUUUAGGUGUCAAAAUUACUGUGCCACUGUUAGUGAAUUAAUGUUCAGUUGACGGGUAUCAUUAAAAGCAAAGUUUCUGUAGAUAUUGGUUUUAGGGUUGGUAUUAUUUGGUGUCUAUUUUUGGGUUAAUAUUGUUGUUGAGUUGAUUCUAAAAAAAGUGUUUAAUAUUAUCAAAAGGUUUUCUAACAGUUGUUGUAGCAAAUUGCACCCUAUGGCCAUCAUUCUAGAGGGUUUGUGUUUUUCCUUUAGAAUGUCCUAGCUCUUUUAUGUCCAGUCAAACCUGUGUUUAACAGUCACCCUUGGGAAAAGGCAAGGUGACCGUUAUAGACAGGGUGACUACUAUGACUGUACAGGUCAUGAUCUGAACUGAAGCAGAAAAUAUAAGGCAACUGAAAAUUUUGUGAAGUUGUGCAUUGACUGUCAUAUACAGGGUCACUGCUAUAUACAAGGCCGUUUUAUACAGGUUUGACUGUAUUACAUAAUAUAUUUCAUGUUUCUAAAUUAAUGCAUACAAGUUCACUAGUCAUUUACAGGUCAUUCAUGAUUACCCAUGUGGGACAUUAAAAGGACUUGUUAAUGCUUAAGAAUCAAUUAGCAACCACUAGUGCAAGACUACUGCUUAUAAAGCGUAUUUUGAUUAAAAGUGUUAUCAAUAAUGUUUCUUACCCUAAAAUCCUUGCUUUCUUUUAAACUUAACAGAAAGCAGUGGAAAGUCUUUGUACUUCAUCCAAAGCAAACAAUGGCCUUCCCUGCUUCCGCCAUGGAGUACUCCAACUUGUAAUUCACAGCAUGGAUCCUUUAGGAGAGGGUGAGUAUAUGAUCAUAGCUUAAACCAGCUGACAGCUCAACAGACAGUUAUGUGGUGUAUCUCUUGAAGGCUUAUUUUAUUUCUUUACAAUCUCCUACACGUUCUUGGUGCCAUAUCAGAACCUUUCCCCCACAAACAUUCAUGGGGACUAACCUUUUCUAGCCUAGAGUGGCUUUGCCUGAAAGUUUGUAUCCAGACAGUGUAGAUACAUAGAGAUGCCAAUCUCUGGAGAUAUAUACAGUCGAACCCCGCUAUUUCGAACACGGUUAAUUCGAAGUCCCCGCUAUUUUGAAGGAAGAUCGAAUUCCCUUGGAUUUGCCCUUAUGUUUUCAGUCAUUUACUAUCAGCUAUUUCGAACUUGGUUAUUUCGAAUUCCCCGCUAUUUCGAACUCAUCGUUCUUUCCCUACACCUUAAAUCAACCCCGUUAUUUCGAACUUGUCAAAAACAGAGUACGAACAUAAGAGCACAGCUGGAAACAUAUUGCAUUUUAUUUAAGCUCCUGUUACGUAAUUACUGACUUAACAAUGCUUGACUCACGUGCAGUGUCCCGCUAAGAAAUUCCAGCUGUGUUAUUCAAUUGCAAAACCAAAACGCACUGUUAGUGAACUGUUCUUCUGGCAGAAAUACUCAUGUAUGAACUCUGCUGUCUCUAUUCUGAUCAUUCGACUUUGUAUUUUUAUUUAAUCAGCGCCUCUCUUCAUACUGUACUGUAUUUUAUUUAAAAAUGAUUCAUUGUUAUGAAUUUUACGCUACCCCGGUUAUUUCGAAACCCCGCUAUUUCGAGCUUUUUUCCAUUUCCCUUGGGACUUCGAAAUAGCGGGGUUCGACUGUAAUGUGGAGUCUGUCUCUCUUGCAGAAUCCCCCAACAUCAACCUCCCUGAACAUUACACGUAGUCUUACAUGAAGAACAGACCAUAAGUGAUGUCAGUGAUGAAAUACAUGAAACAAUGCUUGAGAAACUGUCCUAUGAUUGAAAGAAUAAUGAAAAAAAAAUAGCUUGUAAUUGUUUUGUUUUCACAUUUCAGACCAUGAGAUGGUACUCCAGAGAACUUUUUCUUUAUUCAAAUGUCAUCCUACACCUGUAUGCAUGUGCAUCCAUGUGCCUAUGUAUGCAUAAUUUAUGUCAAGACAAAAGGCAAAUUUCCUAGGGAACAUCACAUGGUUUGAGUUGGGAAAACAAAACAUACAAGCUAAAAAGGUCUAUAUGAAAUGAAAGCUCAGAAAAGCUCAAAAUUCAAUUUUUCCCAGGAAAUUUGGUGACCUGUACGGGUAACAGGGCGAUUUGUGCGAUAUUCCAGGGAACUUCAGGAUAAUUUGGGAGAGUUUGCGUAUACGGAUACAAAUUUGUUAAAUAUUACAUCGGUACAGCAGAAAUGCCGUCUUAUAAUCAUUUACUAACCUUAAUUCUUUCUUGCUUGGUCAACAGCAUCUAUUGCAGUGAAAGUGAACAGGUUAAAAAGAUUGAAAUGCCUUAAUGUUAAAGUUGGGAUGGAAACAGACUCAGCAGCUGGAAGCCAGAGUGUGGUUAACAAUGGUGCAAAUGAUGAACACCACCAACAGUUUCAUUUAUCAGUAAUAAAUAAUUCAGCGAAUGAUGCUUCCAUUUCAUCAAUUCAAAAAAACAAUAACUCAAAUACUGACAACGAAACCUCAAAGACAGAUUUGUAUACUCAGGAAGGAGACAAUACAUCUAGAAAAUCUAGUGUAGUAAAUGGAGAACUGCCUCAUGUGCACAUAUUUCCUAGUGAAAAUACGGUUAACAGACCUAGUCAAUCACCUGUGCCAGGAAUGGUGGAACAAAGUAAUAAUGGUUAUAGUACUUCUGCGGAGUCGCGCGACUCUCAAUCUACGGUCUUACAACAUUCUUCAAAUCAUCAGUUAGUAGAAAUCGAGGAUGCGAGAGAAGCUUGUGUAAGUACAAAUACUUUGAUGGGGUAUGUGGAAUUAAAUGCCCUGAGUGACUACUACUUGAAAUUCCUCUUUUUGAUCCCAAUUUGCAUUAUGCAAAUUGGUAGGAGAAUAUAGCAGUUUACAAUAACUAUUAGCAGUCACUUGGAGGGUUAUUCCAGGAGCCCCUAUUUGGUUACCGUAUUUAUUCAAAUAAGUGCCCAACCUCGAAUUAGUGCCCAUCUCGAAUAAGCGCCCAUCCUAAAGGCAGAAAAAGUUGAUAAGCGCCCUCCCCCUGACCCCGCUCCCUCCCAUACAAACUCAAAGAAGAGAUAAGAAGAGACCCUCCCGAAAACGGACAUUACUUCAGAGUAUUUUACAGAAACCUUGCUUUGUUACAUCUUUGAUUUUUGUUAUUACCAUGAGUUAUUUUGUUGCAAAACAAGCAUACGUACUACACUUGCUGUGAAUAGUGGCAAUUUAAACACCCAGCCUCAAAUAAGGCCCACCUGGAAUAAGUGCCCACUCUCAAGGUCCAAAAAUUUAAUAAGCACCCAGGGCGGUUAAUCGAAUAAAAUGUAUUUAUGGUUAACUGAUACAUUAGAUCGACAAAUUUGUUCUGAGUAAAAUCAUUCUUUUGAAGAUAACAUCACUGAAAAGUAGUCAAUAUAUGCAAACGAAAAGUUUUAAGUCAUUAUGUUACAGGUGAAAAUUGAAAAAAAUUCCGGUUAAUCCUUUCAGCCAACUGGCUGGUUCUUUGCGUCCAGUCCUUUUCAAAGCCAUGAAUUGGAGCUAGUAAUAGGUCAAAGCAUUUUAUUUAACCUGAAUUUAAUUUUGACCUGUAACAUAUUUUAUAUAUUAAUAUAUAUUUUUAUUUGAAGGUGGAUGAUGACAGUGAGCCUAUUGACUUGAGUUGGCCUUCUGGAUGGAAAGACAGACUUGCUUACUUAAUCAGGGCACCUAUAAUGUUUUGCAUGUAUUACACAGCACAGGACAUCAAAAGACCAGUAAGUCACAUGAGCAGGAAUAAUAAUAAUAUUAUUACUAGCUUAUUUGCAAGUCUUGUUAUUACUUUUUAGAAGGUAGUUAUUACAAGUUCUGCUUGGUCACCAAAUAUUUUCACUGGCAUGUUAAAAUUCAAUCACUAGCCUGAGAAAACAGCCGACAUUUGGCGACGCUACCACUGGUUUCCCUGCCAAAUGACAUCUGAGAAACGAGCACAAAAAUUCCAUAUUGAUGACGCAUCACUACCCAGAUCUUUGUAGUGCUUCUGAUUGGUUGUGCCCCCUGGGAAAUUUGAUUCAACCAAUCAGAAGCUCUACCCAGAUCUGGGUAGUGACGCGUCAUCAGUAUGGAAUUUCUUCGCUCGUUUCUCAGACGUUAUUUGGCGGGGAAACCAGUGGUAGCGUCACCAAAUGUCAGCUGUUUUCUCAGGCUAUUCAAGCACUUACCUAAACCCCUUUUCACUGGGAAGAUAAAAAAAUUUUCUGGGGUCAUUAUGAACCCUGACCCUAAGGACUCUGAGUGACUCUUGAUCUCUUGUGAAAUUCUCUUUUUGUUUCACUAGGAAAUACAGGGUAUUUUGUUAGGAUAAUCUAGAAAAAAAUUUCAAAAAUCACCUGGGGCAUUUUUUGAUGCACCUUUGAAGACAAAAAAGUGUGUCUUCUUGCAGGCCUUUAAAAAGGGUGUGAAAGAUACCCUAACACCACAAAAGUUUUGAAAAUUUUUCAAAAGUGACAGCUAAACCUAAGGUCAUGGAAAACUUGAAAAGGUCAUUGAAAAGGCUUGGAAGAUCGUGGACUUUGAAGAGCUCAAAAGGGUAUGGGCCCUGUAGGAGGUUUUGGAUGCUUUUAUCAGCCACGCCCCUUUUACCACAGACCAAAAACGAAGACAUCUAGAAGUCCAAAUAAUGCGUUAAACUUAAUCAUCCUUAACUGUCUUUUCUAGGAGAAGAGACCCUGGUAUCCUUGGACAUUUAUUUGUUCAAUGUUGUGGAUAGUGGGUUUUUCAUAUUUAAUGGUUUGGUUUGCCACUGAAGUUGGUUACACUCUUGGUAUAUCUACAGAGGUAAGCAAAACAUGCCUUUAACACUGUCUAUUUAAAAUUGCAUAUUUGUAUUAAAUAAGGGAAUAAGAAACAGUCACUUGUAAAAGUACUGGUGAACAGGUUUCAUUUAAAAGGCCCUCAGACCACCAGUUUUAGAGCCAAUUCCUGACUUCUUACAGGUGUUGUAAGAGUAGAUUAACCUUGUUAAUCUGCAUCACCCUCCUCCUCAAAGUAGCUUCUAGGCCAUUUCCAAGUUCCAGAAACUCUCACCUUCAAAACGCGGCUAAGUGCAGAACCUUUCUGGUGAGAAUAAGUUUCAUUUUCAUGUCAGUGACUUUGCACUUUGCCUUGAUUUGAAACAGAGGCUUGUGGCAACUCAGAAAUGGCCCUUUAAUGUGUUGUGGAGUCAUAAUUUGAUUUUUAUGUACAUCUUUUUGUAGGUCAUGGGUCUUACCUUCCUUGCCGCUGGGACUAGCAUUCCAGAUCUCAUUACUAGCGUUCUUGUGGCCAGGAAAGGCUUUGGUGACAUGGCAGUGUCCAGUUCAAUUGGAAGCAACAUGUUUGAUGUAACAAUAGGGUGCGUAACUUGACUCUGAUGAAUGUUGCAUGCUUGAAACCCUGGUUGAGUCGAAUCAGGAAAAAAGACUUCAACUGGCUGCUGAGUUUCAUUACCUAAAAACUCCAAGGAAUGACACCAUGUGCAGUAGUUGUGUGUCGGUGUAUUUAAGUAAGAUUAUUUUGUCAGGGCCUCAAGCAGCACAUGUUGUAGCAAUUAUAUGAGCAAGAGUAUUCUUCAUCUAAAUCUGCCAUAAGUAAAUUAUGGCUUGAAUGUUCAGUGAAAGGCCUUCUCCUUUCCACCCAUCACCCCAAUGUCUGCACCACGACUUUCUGAAAGGAAAAAAACAAAUAAUUGUAUUUAUUUAUUUAAGUGGAAAUUAAAAAAGAUUUCAGUGAUCAUCAUCUUCCAUGAUAACAUUCACUUCUUACCAUCAUCAUCAUCAUCAUCAUCAUCAUCAUCGAUCAUUGUCAUCACUAUCAUAGUCAUCACCAUCACUAUCAUGGUCAUCACCAUAAUUAACCUUCAUCUUAUUCUGCGUCAUAAUCGUCAUGAUCAUCUAAGUUCAUCAUCAUCAUCAUUGCAUACUAUUAUCAGCUGGUUUCUUUGCACCAAUUGCGCAAUCAUAUAAACAAUUAUUGAUAAAAGUAAUCUCGUUCUUUGCAGGCUGCCUCUCCCAUGGUUGAUUCGCAGUGCAAUAGAUCUUGGUGCCGCUGUGACAGUCAGUAGCUCUGGGCUCUUUUGUUCUGUCUUCUUGCUUUUCAUAAUGUUAAUUGCAGUAGUUGUCACGAUUGCUGUUAACAAAUGGAAGAUGUCCAGGCUACUUGGUGGAAUUAUGUUCCUGUUCUACGUUAUUUUUCUUGUCAUCUCGUUGUUGUUGCAAGAGGAUAUCAUCAAGUGUCCAGAGCUGUAGAGUUCAGGUACAAUGCAGUGAAUUUAUCUGAGUUGUGCAUUAGUUGUAUCUCUUGUAGCCUGAACAAAUCAAUCUGAACCAUAUUUUGUUACCAAACUUGUGGCAACAUAGAUAUAUAUGCAGAAUAAAUCACUAUUAAUUUAAGGUUGGAUAUUGGUGAAAGAGGUGAAUGCACCUACCCCUCCCCUAAACCAACAUUUUCCCCUAAGUGAGAUGUUGCUGUUGACAUUGUUUUAGGGGAGGGGUAGGUGGGCUAUUCUCAGAAUCCUAUACUGAUCUGCCAGUUUCAUCUAAGAUGGACACUGUUGGGUCAGGCACUCAGUGUCUGUCAAGGUAAGUGUCAUUUGCCUUUUAUAGGGUCAAAGAAAAUGACUUUAUAAUGCAGUGACCAUCUCUAGGUGGCCAUUUGAGGGAGGUGUCUGUCGUAUAGAGUGGUCCAUUGAGAGAGUUGACUGUACAAAGAAAGUAGGUGUGAAGAGAUGUAUUCUGCAGUCUGUGAGAUGGUAUCUCAAGUGUGAAUGAUAGAACUACAAAGUAAUCACUAUUGGGUUGGCAUUAAACUACCACAGUGUUCCACAAAAUCUUACUCCAGAAUGAAGGUAUCAGAGUUUAGGAAUGUUCUUGAGAAAUAUUUUCUCAACAUAAAGAUGAUAAGUAAAAAUUCCUGGUUAGUUACCAUGACAAUGCAUAUAUCUUCCUUGUGGUUAACACUGGAUUACUGUUCAAUAAGUUGAACUCCCAUUGACAAUUUAUAGACAUCUUUAUACCAUGACCCUGCCCUGCUCUUCUAAUGAAUUCAAUUUCUUUCUGAUUGUUAGUUUUACUUUUUUUGCAGAUUAUAAUUUUACAUGUACAGAAGAAAAUUCACAAAAAAAAUAUUCAACAUACUUACCUCAAGUAGCUGUCAUGGUAACCUGCAAUCAGGCGUUCUUUGGGGGUGGG